Sander lucioperca (pikeperch) is the source of this 1856-nucleotide messenger RNA. RefSeq names its product zinc finger protein 664-like. Gene Ontology annotation, biological process: regulation of transcription by RNA polymerase II. Lineage: Eukaryota; Metazoa; Chordata; Actinopteri; Perciformes; Percidae. Gene Ontology annotation, cellular component: nucleus. The transcript has 2 exons. The coding region runs from base 130 to 1545 and encodes 471 amino acids. Gene Ontology annotation, molecular function: RNA polymerase II cis-regulatory region sequence-specific DNA binding; DNA-binding transcription factor activity, RNA polymerase II-specific. The record is from RefSeq and is a predicted model, not a curated record.
AGUAAACAAGGAAGUAAACAGAAGACAUUCGGCCAGUCGCGCUGAAGUUACAUGCGUGGAUCGGAAUCGAUUGAGUUCAUUUAAGGAGGUUAGUCUGGAAAAUAUAUAAAACGUGUAAUUAAAGUAACAAUGUCUUCAGUCGAGCAUCUGAGAGAGUUUGUCAACGAGCGACUAACGGCUGCUGCUGAAGAAAUAUUCGGAGUUUUAAAAAAUACUAUCUUCGAGUACGAGGAAGAGAUAAACCGUCAGCGCAGACUGUUGGAUGUCGUUUGGAAACCUGAAAUAAAAUUACACCGGAUUAAAGAGCUCCCACAGCAACAUGUCUGUAAGAAGGAGGAGGAGGAGGGUCAGAUUCAGGAGAGGAGCUCCAGUCUGGACCAGGAGGAGCCAGAGCCUCCCCAGAUUAAACAGGAACAGGAGGGACUCUGCACCAGUCAGGAGGGAGAGCAGCUCACACUGAAGCAGGAGACUGCCGCCUUUAUGUUGACUCCUACUCAUGAGGAACGCGGCCACGGUGAAGAUCAGACUCUGAACUUGGCUCCUGAUGACGCUCUCGGUGCAGCAGAGGAAGAGUCUGUAGCCAACAUGCCAGUUAUAGCCUCUGUGGUGUCAGAAGCACACAGUGACCCACAGCUCCGCUCUCACAACUCUCAUGAAGCCGAGAAAAUCCCAAAUCGGAAAAUCACAACUCAGAAAGGAGGCAAGAAGAGGAGACGUGAUGCUAUCAAUGUAAACGGCCCUAACUUGUUAAAGAUUCACCGUAUUACUGACACAGGUAAAAAGUCUGUUAAUUGUGACACAUGUGGGAAAGGUUUUAAGUAUAAUUCACUAUUGCAGAGACACAUGAUGAUCCACACAGGUGAGAAGCCGUAUUCUUGCCAAACAUGUGGAAAAGAUUUUCGACAUCAUAGUCACUUGUUGGCCCACAUGAGAACCCACACGGGUGAGAAGCUGUAUUCCUGCAAAACAUGUGGGAGAGCUUUUGUAUGUAGUGGUGUACUGAAAUCCCAUACGAGAAUCCACACAGGCGAGAAGCCGUAUUCUUGCAAAACAUGUAGAAAAGAUUUCAGAACCAAAAGUCAUUUGACAGUCCACACGAGAAUCCACACAGGCGAGAAGCCGUAUUCUUGCAAUACGUGUAGAAAAGAUUUCCGAUUCAAAAGUGAUUUGACAGUCCACAUGAGAAUACACACAGGCGAGAGGCUGUUUCCAUGCGAAACAUGUGGGAGAGCGUUCAAACGCGGUAAUGCAUUGAAAGUCCACAUGAGAACCCACACAGGUGAGAAGCCGUACCCUUGCAAAACAUGUGGAAAAGAUUUCAGAAGUAAUGGGGAUUUGACAGUCCACAUGAGAAUCCACACUGGCGAGAAGCCGUUCACUUGCAAGACCUGCGGGAAAAGAUUCAUUACCAUGUCGGACACGAAUAGGCACAUGAGAAUCCACCAUUUGAACAAACACAAGGAGCCUGCCAUAAAAACGGUUUCUUCCCCUCAGCAAUCAGCCUCACCAACAAGGCCCCGGACCCCCACUGUCAUUGAACCUUAAUCCUACAUCCUGUCCUCUGCACAUUUUAUGUAUCUUAUAACGUAUUCCCUGUUAUAUAUUGUUCUUAAGGUAUAUUAUUUCUUUUCUUGUUUGUCAAGCAGUCCUAUUAUGCUUACAUUCUUGUCUUUUCAUAGUCAUAGUUAAUAUUUGAUAAUAAGCUAUUGCACUGUUCAAUCCCUGCACUGUUGACUUUUGCACUACACACUCUACCAUAACACCUUAUAAUGGUCAUUGCAUCACAUGGUCAGUCCAUACCAGACCUUAAAUUGUUAACUCUUUAAAUUUCUGUGAGUGAUUUUUAUGUAUGUGAG